Volvox carteri f. nagariensis is the source of this 2940-nucleotide messenger RNA. RefSeq lists its product as uncharacterized. The record is from RefSeq and is a predicted model, not a curated record. The transcript is spliced from 14 exons. The coding region runs from base 1 to 2940 and encodes 979 amino acids. Lineage: Eukaryota; Viridiplantae; Chlorophyta; Chlorophyceae; Chlamydomonadales; Volvocaceae.
AUGGUAUGCGUGCUGACAAAGUUGGCUUACAGUGAAGGUGGCUUCACAGCUGUGCACUUGACCCGGUCGGGCCAGCUAGCCAGCACAGAUGCCGAGGCCAGGCAGCUCCAUGCACAGCUCCUGCAGUCGCACGAGCUUGCGGAGCUGCUUGCACAGCAGCUGGCAGGUGAGCGUGCAGCUGCUCGCAACCAAUUCGAGGAGUUCCAGCAGCAGCUGUCAAAGGAGCAGGCGCAGCUGCAGGCCCAGACGUCGGCAUACGCGGCCUUACAGGCCGAAUGCGACAGCCUGCGGGCUUCCCUAGCAGAAGAAAAGAAGGCGCACGCGGUAGAAAGACAAGCGCGCGCUGGCCUGGACGCGCAGGUUGCUAACCUGGCUAGCGAGCUACAGACCUGCUGUGCUGAGCUUAAGACUGCCGAGCAGCGGCUGGCGCGGGCUGCAAACGACAAGACUUUGCAGGAUGAGCAGUUGUUGCAGGAGGUUCAGCGUAGGCGGACCGCUGACGUAGUGCUCAUUCAGGAUCUCCAGCAGGGCGUCCAGCGGCUUAAGGAGCGGCUGGAGCAGGAGAGGCGGGACGCGGAGAAGGAGCAGCAGCUGCUGCGCACAAGGCUAGAACGCGAGCAGGAGCUUCGGGAGGGCUUGGAGCGGCAAUGUGCGGAGAACCGUAAGCAGCUGCAGGACGAUCAUCAGAGCCACAUCGCUGCUCUGGCGCAGCUCAGCCGCCAGUUGAGCGACAGGAUGCUGGAGCUGCAGCAGACUAACGAGACCGCAAGGCGGUUGCAUGAGCAGCUGGCUGCAACCGAGAAGCGGUAUAAGGAUAAGGCGCUCGAGCUGCAGCAAGCCAGCGAUACCAUCAGCCAGCUCGAGGAGCAGUUGGUGGCAGCGGAGAAGCGGGCUGCCGCUCGCGACACUCGGAUCACUGAGCUGGAGUCUACCUUGGAGCGCAACUCCAAGAAGCUCUGCCAGCAGGCCAAUAGCAGGGACGCCGCGGUGGCGGGGCUUCAGGAGCAGCUUGAGCAACGACAACGAAAGCUUGAACAGAAAGAGGCGGAGAUUCGCGAAGCACAGGAAAGCUAUUCACGGCAGUUGGGGCAGCUUGAAAAGCGGCUGGCGCAGAGCGAAGCCGCGGCGCGGGAACAGGAGACGCGCCUGCAGCAGCAGCUGGAUCGCGCACGGCGUCAGACUGCGGACACUGAAGCGCAGCUGCAAGCUCGUCUCGUUGAGCUGCAAGGACUUUUGGCAAGCCGCGACGAGCAGAUCAAGCAGCUCACAGAGGGCCACGCAGCCGAAGGCACGCAGCGCGAGAAACGCCUUAGGAAGCUUCAGGCAGACCACGAGGCGGAGGUCCGAUCCGCCGCCGCCGCUGUGGAUGCGCUGGUGGACAACCUGCUUAGAAACACCAGUGACCUUGCAGGAGGUGCCUUGGGGCAGAUUGGCGAAGAUGACGAUGGCGAUGAGGACCGGGGCCCAGCGGCUGAUCUCAUCUUGGGCAUGUCGCAGCCUCACCUGUCUCAAGGCCAUGGCGGUCACCCGGUGGCACAGCAGCCCGGCGUACCUGCAGGAACCACCGCACAGCAAACCGCUGCUGCAGCAGCAACUUUCGCUGCGGGAACGAGGGAUCAGGGUGCUGCCGGACACACUGGGAGCCCCGCGAAAAAGACUGAAGCAUGCAAACGUGCUCCGGAGGGAGGCGCCAGAGAAGGCGAUGAGCAGCCCGCUGGGCGAGGUCGAGGUCGCAAAGCUGCCAAGCUGGCGAAAGACGACCGCUGGGUCGAGGCCAUCAAGGACCUGGGGCAGUCUAAUCCCGCUGCGGCGAACUCCAUGGACAGCAGGGAUGCGCCGAGCCAGGCGGCGCCGGAUGAUGGCCCCUCAACUAGGGCGGGCAGCAGGCGGCGUGCAGCACAGGCCGGACAGGCGCGAGCGAAGGCUAUGGCCGCUGCCCUUGCCGAUGAUUUGGAAGCAGAGACGGAAACGGCUACGUUGGGCGCAAUGGGCCCCGAGGCGGGAGCCGCAAGAGGCCGUAGGGCGGCACAACGUGCGGCAACACAGGAGGCGGCGUUAGCAGCUGAGCCGCAGAAGGCUAUUGCACCGCCUGAAGCAGCCCCUGCCGGAUCCAAACGGGGCCGAGCUGCUGGCAGCCGUGGCAAGGGUGGCAAGCAGGCCAAGGGCAGCCAGCCGCAGGAAACGGAAGAAAUGCAAUCCGAAUCGGCAAUAGCCGCAGAGCCGCAGGCGCCGAUCCGGCGCGACGCUGAGCAAAAGCCGCCGGCUGCUGCGAGCCAUGAGGAUGCCAGCUUGAUGCCACCUCCCGCCCGGCCAGCAACUCGUCGGCGAGGCGCUGCCGCUGCCGUUGUCACAAAGCCUGCAGAAUUAGCCGAGGUAAUCCCUGCAACACAGGACGUGGACCUGGCGGCCUCACAACAGCCCACGCAGCAGCAGCACGUGUCACAGCCGCCGACGCAGCCCCAGCCACCUCCCCCACCAGCGCAACCGCUGGCGGCACCAGCCGGGCGUCCACAGCAGCAGGCGGUUGGAGCUGCUGGCGGGGUCGCAGGGUCUCUGCCCAGCUUUUCACAGCAAGGCAUGCCCACCGCGAGCCAGACCAGCCUCUUUGGCACAUUCAAGGAUUUCGGUAUAUCCCUAGGGAAAAACCCUUUGGCAACCGUAAACCCUAAGGUGAUGGAGGCAUCGAAGGGCCGCAUGCGCAUCGUCCCGUUCACGUCCGUCCAUAAUUGGAAAAUUGUGACGCCCAGCGUCUUCAAGAAACCGGAGGGCGCGCAGGCGGCAGCGGGACCGGCAAAUGUCCUUCCGCAGCUCACUCACGGUAACCUGGCAGUUCCGGGUCCCAGCGUUGGGUCCCAGCCAGGGGAGGCGAUGCCGCCCGAUGUGCUUCUUCGCACGUUGAAGCAGCAGCCCGCCAACAAGGGCGGCAAGAAGGGCAGCUAA